UAUCUCAUUUUAAAAAUGGCGUGAUCUAAGUCGCGGUGACAACAACAACUCUGUUAUUAAAAUGAAUAUAUUUAACUGAAAAUUAUUCAUUUUAAUGAUAAAUAUAUUAUUACUUUAAUAAAAAUGAACCAAGUGAAACAUAAAAUAUGUAUGGUGUCCGAUUUUUUUUACCCUAAUAUGGGAGGCGUUGAGGAACAUAUAUUUAAUUUAUCACAGUGUUUACUUGGUCGUGGACAUAAAGUUGUGGUGAUGACACAUUCCUAUGGAGAUAGAGUUGGCAUUCGUUAUAUGACCAACGGUCUCAAGGUGUACUAUUUGCCAAUAAAAGUAUUUUAUAAUCAAUGCGUUCUUCCAACAAUGAUAUGCUCACUUCCAUUGAUAAGAUAUAUAUUUAUAAGAGAACAAAUUGAAAUAGUCCACGGACAUUCAGCAUUUUCAGCUUUAGCACACGAAGGAAUGCUUAUUGGAAGACUUUUAGGUUUAAAAACAGUAUUUACGGACCAUUCCCUGUUUGGUUUUGCUGAUACUUCAGCGGUAUUGACAAAUAAAUGUCUUCAAAUAUCGCUAGCUGACUGCAAUCAUUGUAUUUGUGUAUCACACACUGGAAAGGAGAACACUGUCCUACGUGCCAAAGUUCACAAGGAUAGGGUCUCAGUAAUUCCAAAUGCCGUCGACACGGCACUUUUUACUCCAGACAUCAGCAAGAGGAAAAGUAAUUGCAUUACAAUAGUCGUGGUAUCUCGGCUGGUUUAUCGCAAAGGUGUUGAUUUAUUAGCACAGAUAAUACCUAGAAUUUGUUCGCGGCAUCAAGACGUGCAAUUUUUAAUCGGCGGUGAUGGUCCUAAACGCUGGCUUAUUGAAGAGAUAAGAGAACGUAAUUUAUUGCAGCAUCGAGUUACUUUGUUAGGAAGCUUAGAACACUCUCAAGUGCGUCAUGUUUUAAAUAAAGGGCAUAUUUUUUUAAAUACUAGUCUUACUGAGGCUUAUUGUAUGGCAAUCGUUGAAGCUGCUUCGUGUGGGCUGCAAGUUGUAUCAACAAAAGUCGGCGGAAUACCAGAAGUAUUACCGCCAGAAUUAAUUUAUCUAGUCGAACCAAAGGUAGACGCUCUUGUGGAGGCUCUGGAACAAGCUAUCAGUGACUACAGAACUGGCAAUAUAAUUUGCCCUUAUCAAGUACACGAUAAAAUUGUUUCUAUUUAUAAUUGGUUCAAUAUUACCAAGAGAACAGAGAUUAUUUACGACUCAGUUCAGCAGGAGAGUAAAAAGACUAUUGGCGAACAGUUGGCUAAUUAUUUAUCAAGUGGAGUACUGCCGUAUUUACUGAUGGUCUCAUUAUGUUAUAUUGCGUUGCAAAUAUUAGAAUACAUCGUACCGAGAAAGUACAUCGAUAUAGCGACCGAUUACAACCGACCCGAGCCAAGUUUGAAGAAUAAAAAAAAUAGAAAUACUUAAUGAUUAUUAAUCAUUAAUUUAGCAAAUUUUAGGAAAUUGUACAUUGUUAAUUUUUUUUUUUAGGCAAAUCAACGGAUCGAGCGUUUGUAAUGAUGUAUAUACUUGACGAUUGAAUUGUAAUAUUUGUUUUUACAAAAAUUAUUGCGAUUGUUAGUUAUUAAUGAUGCCAUAAAUGAACUUCUGAUGAGUAGCUCUCAUGGCUUAUAUCAACUGUUAAAUACGCGACAAAUUUUAUACGUUAAAAUAAGACAAUAUUUGAGUCUAUUUAAAGAUUUAUCUGAUUGAAUUAUUAGUAAAAUUAUUCAAAAUUUUCGAUUUUUAAUAGGUAAAGUUUGUAUUGAAGAGAAUAUUACGAGUAUUAUAAAUUGUUAA
This is a messenger RNA of Cotesia glomerata, 1824 nucleotides long. RefSeq names its product phosphatidylinositol N-acetylglucosaminyltransferase subunit A (gene PIG-A). Gene Ontology annotation, biological process: GPI anchor biosynthetic process. The coding region runs from base 124 to 1452 and encodes 442 amino acids. Gene Ontology annotation, molecular function: phosphatidylinositol N-acetylglucosaminyltransferase activity. NCBI's taxonomy places the organism in Eukaryota, Metazoa, Arthropoda, Insecta, Hymenoptera, Braconidae. Gene Ontology annotation, cellular component: glycosylphosphatidylinositol-N-acetylglucosaminyltransferase (GPI-GnT) complex. The transcript is spliced from 7 exons. The record is from RefSeq and is a predicted model, not a curated record.